AUGGUAAAAUCUUGGGAGUUCGCCGAGAACCUCAGUCUGGCCGGCUCGGCCGUCAUUGCAUUUGGACUGUGGUUUCGGUUUGGAGGCUCCACAAAGGACUUACCAUCGGAGGACAAGUACCCAGAGCAUCUCCAUGUGGGCCUCUACGUGCUGGUCGGAGCAGGGACCCUGAUGAUGGCCAUGGGUUUCUUUGGGUGCUGCGGAGCUGUGCGGGAGUCCCAGUGCGUGCUGGGAUCCUUUUUUACCUGCCUGCUGGUGAUAUUUGCUGCUGAAGUGACCACUGGAGUAUUUGCUUUUAUAGGCAAGGAUGUAGCUAUAAGACACGUGCAGACCAUGUAUGAAGAGGCUUACAGCGAUUACCUUAAAGACAGGGAAAGGGGAAAUGGAACCCUCAUCAUCUUCCACUCUGCGUUUCAGUGUUGCGGAAAAGAAAGUUCUGAACAGGUCCAAUCCACGUGCCCCAGGGAGCUUCCAGGCCAUAAGAAUUGCAUUGAUGAAAUUGAUACUGUCAUCCGUGUGAAGCUACAGCUCAUUGGAAUUGUCGGUGUUGGGAUUGCAGGCCUCACGAUCUUCGGCAUGAUAUUCAGCAUGGUCCUUUGCUGUGCAAUACGAAACUCACGCGACGUGAUCUGAAGCUAACUUGAGCACGAACAUGGCAAUCUAGAACUCUCGUACUGAAUGUCACAGAGCUGUCUUGGUUCCUUUUUGAUAUGCACAGGACAAUGGGGUUGAAAAUAAUUUGCUGCCAGUUGUACAUUUGCACA
This is a messenger RNA of Dipodomys ordii (Ord's kangaroo rat), 764 nucleotides long. It is a transcript of the gene Tspan2, whose product is annotated as tetraspanin 2. The coding region runs from base 1 to 633 and encodes 210 amino acids. NCBI's taxonomy places the organism in Eukaryota, Metazoa, Chordata, Mammalia, Rodentia, Heteromyidae. The record is from RefSeq and is a predicted model, not a curated record. Gene Ontology annotation, cellular component: membrane. The transcript has 8 exons.